Molecule: messenger RNA, 2571 nt
Organism: Capsaspora owczarzaki ATCC 30864
Lineage: Eukaryota; Filasterea; Ministeriida; Capsasporidae
Product: zinc finger protein 36
Exons: 2
Coding region: 407-2197 (596 amino acids)
Molecular function (GO): metal ion binding; mRNA binding
Source: RefSeq, a predicted model, not a curated record
UUUUAUUUUAUUUUUUAUUUUUUAUUUUUUUUAUUUUUUAUUUUUUUUUAUUUUUUAUUUUUAUUUUAUUUUUUAUUAUUUUUUAUCGUUUUUCAGCGUGUUUGAUUGACAGGUUUUUUUUCCUCUUCCUCCUGUUGUUGUCUUGUUGCUCCUGUGCUCCCCUGUGCAAGCAAACCCGAUUGUGCUCACACCGCUGUCCACACGCUCUCGCUCUCCGCCCGCUCGCUCGCUCCCUCCGCUCGAGUCAGGCCAAAGCGCACGAUUGUUUCGCACCCUCCACUACCCACCGCGGCUGCCCUUUGAUCCGCGCUCCUGGAUCCCAUCGACGUCAAAAGGCGUGAAAAAAAAUCCCAACAACAAAAAAUCCAGAAAAAAAAAAAAAAAACACUCGAAACAAUCGCAUCCCAUGUUUGCGUCGUCCUCUCAAGCACCCUUCUACCCGGCCAGUCAAGAUGGCGGGCACAUGCAGAAUGCGGCCUACUUUGGCCAGGCUGGCGGCUCCAUGCACUUGGCGGGCCCGCAGCAGCUGGUUUAUGGCAAUGGCGGCUCUGGCACAUCCUCCCCUGUCAGCCAUCGAUCCGCCGUGCGCUUUACCGCUGCUGCAGGUGCUGCUCCUGGUGCUGCUGCCAAUGCUGGUGCUACUGCUGGUGCACCAUCAACCUCGCGAGUCGUGGCAACACACGCCCCAAGUGCCCCCGUCACUCCAAACGCAGGCCCGUUGUCGAUUGUGACGAGCGGUGGCAUUUUCUACCCGAGUGCAGUUCCGCCCACCAUGCGUGCAAGCGCUGUGGGCUAUGGCGUCUCAGCACCUGUCAGCCCAAUCAGCUCUCCCGCCGGCGAGACGGAGGAGACAACCCGCUCCCGCAAGAGCUCGAAUGUGCUGUACAAGACCGAGCUGUGCCAUUCGUUCGAGAAUAGCAAACUCUGCAAGUACAAGGACAAGUGCCAGUUUGCACAUGGCCGGCACGAGCUGCGUCACAUUCUGCGCCACCCAAAGUACAAGACCAACGUCUGCCGCACGUUCCAAGCAACCGGCACGUGUCCGUAUGGCAAUCGCUGCCACUUCCUGCACUCCAACGAGAGCAGCACACCCGGCGAAGGCGCUGCCAACUAUUCGCAGAGCAUGCCUUCCACGCCGUUGCCUUCGGCCGUGUCGGCCGGGCUCCGUGGCGGUGAAGCGCACCCGUCUGGCCAUGACUUGACGGGCGACUUGCUGAUCGAGUCGCUUCGUGCCAACCCGCACCUGUUUGGCCACUCUGCCGGCCAGCUCCACCUUCGCCACGGCGGAGCCCAGGCCACUUCUCGCGGACAGGCCCACCAGCCGCCCUAUGCACACUACCAGGGAGGUUUGCCGUCGAUGGAGUCGCAAGCGCUUGCCGCACAGCAGGCAUUGUUCGAGCAGCAGGCUUUGCUCGAGCAGCUCCAAACGCUAACCCUCGGUCCCGUUCCGCGACACGGUUUGGGCCAGCACCACCAUGUUCCUGUGCAGCACUCCCCGCUCACGAUUGCACAGCACCAAGCGAUGGUGCACAUGCAGGGAGGCCCGCUGUCAGGUCCCGGUGGCUACCCGCAUUCUUCCUCCGAUGAUGGUCGUGCAUUCGACGCUGCUACUGCUGCUGUCUGGCAACAUGCCAGCUCGCCUCCCUCUCAGCACACCGCUGGCAGCCUUUCGUCGUCCACAACCACGUCCGUCAAGGGCAAUGCAUUCAAUGCCGUUGCCGGCAAGCUUGAUCACGACAGCUCUGGUGCCUUCUUGCCGCGCGCUGCGCCUUCGACGUCCUCGGCGACCUCUGGCACUGUGCUUCGAGGAGUGGUUGGAGCUGACGAUGCAGCUGCAUGGGCAGACUAUGCGACGUACCCUCAGUUUGGCCUGUCUCGAGAAGAGACAGCCUUGUCGGCGGCUGUUGGCUCUCCACCCAAGGGCUCUGCUGCUCAAGACGGGUUGUACACUUCCCGCGGGUCGUCGUCGGCUCAAGAUCAGCCCACUCUGCCAGCCGUGUAUCGACAGCGUGCACCCAGCGGUCCUGAAUCGCCUGGGGACCGUGCCAAGGACUCAUCCCCAAACCGCGCUGAAUCUGCCGCUACCCGGCCCGCGACUGCCUCCUGGUCUCUCUCUGCCAAUCCCCAGCUGAUUCCCACGACCAGUAGCGAGGACGAAGCUUUUGACUUGUUUUCUGAUUCGCACUGGUUCAACUGAUGUGGCCUUUUGUCUUGUUGACAUCCCAAAAUGGCCGUUCGCUGCAUCCAAUGACAAGUCCGAUUGUCCAUUCCCUUCAUUCAGUUUUUUUUUUUGCUGGAUGUCUCUCGUGUCUUAUUUGAAGUUUUUGUACCAAGGUUGUUCUUCCCGUACUGUGUUUGUUUUUAAUCUUAUGGGUUGCGCGGCUGCCGCCUUCUUCUGUUGCCUGCCUGCUUGUUUUUUGUUUUUUAUUUGGUUGUGAUGCUGCUCGUUGUACUGGGCUUCGAUAUUGGCGCUUUCUUGUGUUUGCCGUGUUGUUGAUUGUCUGCGUAAUCCCCACUUGCAUGAUCCACCCAGAAAAAAAAAUGCCAACUUCAAUCAACAGAAUGUUUCAA